Messenger RNA from Perognathus longimembris pacificus (Pacific pocket mouse), 3175 nucleotides. It is a transcript of the gene Samd12, whose product is annotated as sterile alpha motif domain containing 12. Gene Ontology annotation, cellular component: cytoplasmic side of plasma membrane. Bases 125 to 715 code for a protein of 196 amino acids. Gene Ontology annotation, biological process: cell surface receptor protein tyrosine kinase signaling pathway. Gene Ontology annotation, molecular function: protein binding. NCBI's taxonomy places the organism in Eukaryota, Metazoa, Chordata, Mammalia, Rodentia, Heteromyidae. The record is from RefSeq and is a predicted model, not a curated record. The transcript has 6 exons.
CAGGUUGGUCCUGGAGCAGAUGAGCGCAGAAUAUUUAGGCGAGAGCGAGGGGCGGGGGGAGCGCGGGGCAGGAGGAGUACCUCGGCCGAGAAAAUUAUGCAUGCGUUAGGGAAGCUCUGAGAGAAUGGCUGUGGAAGCUCUCCAUUGUGGUUUGAAUCCACGGGGUAUUGAUCACCCUGCCCAUGCUGAUGGUAUUAAACUGCAACUUGAUGGUGAAGGUGUGGAAUCUCAAUCCAUUAAAAACAAAAGUUUCCAGAAGGUGCCUGACCAAAAAGGAACCCCGAGGAGACUUCAGGGAGAAGCUGAGACAACUAAGGCAGAGUGGUGCACACCUGUAAUCCCAGCUACUCAAGAGGCAGAUAUGGAGAAGACUGUGGUUUCAGGCCAGGUGAGGCAAAAAUCAGCUACGGUGAAGCUGUCAAAGCCAGUGGCUCUGUGGACCCAGCAGGAUGUCUGCAAGUGGUUGAAGAAACAUUGUCCAAAUCAGUAUCAGAUCUACAGCGAGUCAUUCAAACAACAUGACAUAACCGGAAGAGCUCUGUUGAGACUCACAGACAAGAAGCUGGAGCGCAUGGGGCUUGCUCAGGAGAACCUCAGACAGCACAUCCUACAACAGGUGCUCCAGCUGAAGGUGCGAGAAGAGGUCAGAAACCUGCAGUUACUCACACAAGUCGUCAUUUCUUACUGGGGAUUUAAGUAUCCUGGUCAGCCAUAAGAAAGGAAGCACAGCUCAUUUCCAUAGGAACUACAUAGCAGAAAAUAGAAUGGAUCCCAGAAGGACAAAAUCUUAUUUCAUUUAGCUCUUCUGAAAGCCAAGUUACUUGCAAACACAACCGUAAGUUCUGUACUCUGUGGCACCAACCAGGAAACUUCAGAGAGGAGAAUGCAAAAUGAAAUAUGGAUAUUCAUAAUUGAAGUAUCGUUCCCCCUGGGCAUCUCAUCCUUACUUUUUUUUUUUUAAUGAAAAUUCAGUUAACUGCAUAUUUGGAUCCCCAAGGAAGACUCCUUAGCUGUGGAGGACGCCCAGCACGUGCAGAGGGACUCUAGCAGAAAAUGAUGCUACCUCACAGCUAAUAAUCACCUUGCCUGGGAUCAGUACAACAGAAGGUCUUUGAGGUUGCCCUUCUUUCAGCUGUAAAACAGGUAUUAGGUACAGCGUAUAGCAAAAAGCAUUUUAUGUGCGCUUGCAAACCAAACGGGUGCUGGAUCCAAUUUUAUACAUGUACAGGUAUAUCAAAUAAAUUUAAUUUCCCCCAUUGAAAGUGCUUGCUUUUAAUUCUGGGGCCAGCAGUGCAGAACCACGUUGAAGAUUAAAUUUGCCAUUCUGAGAAAGAAAUCGUCGGGGAAAGAACUUCUAACGGACCAGCCACCAAAAAGCAGGUUUUAUGGCCUACCCAGGAUAGGUGAGGAUAUAGAAAAAUAAAUUUAAAAGGAUGAAGAAGUGAGUAAUAGAUGAGAAAACUUUGGAUACAAGGUUACCUUUGCCACCUCAUCUCAAGCCAGAUCAUUGCCUCUCUUAUAACCAACACGGGGUUGCUUUAAUUCCCCAGUUGCAACAACAGGUAGUCUUCUGUGUCAUCUGAGUCACCUGGUGCCUGCCAUACAGGUGGGCUGAAACCUGGUUGUACAAUUUAACCACAGCCACAAGUAGGCCUAACUAAGGUAUCAUGUUAAGGCCAGGCUUAAGUGGUGUGCAGCUGGCUUCUCCACAAAGCCUUCCUUGCUUGGUGCUUCUCACCUACCAUCCCUUGUCUAGGUCAUCCUUUGUCCCACUCCUCAGUCCCUUUGUUCACUGUCUGAGGCUUCAGCUGCCACAGGAGAAAGUGUUCCCUUGAGACCAAGUUCAGUAAUUCUAGGUAAGUUCCUUUUCCUCCAUACACCUUGAUUUUUGUACAUUUUUAAAUGGUAGUCUCAAUAAUGAGAACCUGACAGACACAAAGAACCAUUUAAUAAACAGCACAGGCCUGAAUAGCCCGUGUUGCAUAUUCUGUCUUCUCCAGUUCCCUAUAGCCCAACCAGAGCCACACUUCACUCACUAACUUUUAGCCAGCAUUUGAUUUUUGUAGUACUGCAGAUUUAAUCCAGGGCCUCACAUACAUGAGACAAUAAUUCUACUACUUCAGUUACAUCCCUGGCCCUUUUGGCUUUUAUUCUGCCUUCCCCCAUAGAACACCUCUUGGCCCUAUCAGGGAAAUACCUUAUUAACCUCCUAGAUGGACAGCCUCCUGUCCUAAAGGUCAGACAUUCAGCCACAGGUACAACUCAACAACAAAUCUGUUUGGCUUACCCUCCAGCCUUCCAUAGAGACCACUAAACAAAUACUUAUCUGUGGAUUCACCCUCACUCACUCCAGAAGGCCACUCCUGCUCAUGAUAACCCAUUAAUCAUGAAGCCAAUACACUGGAUCUUGAUUAAACCCUACCCCAAGAGCAUAUUUUGCCCUCCUCUGCCUUCAUGAUAUUGUUGGGAAAUAAUCCUAAAGUUCUUAUGUCAUCUAAGAUCGUACUCAGGCUGUGUGGGUGCAGCUGAGAACAAGGACAGACACCAAGGGGCUGCUGUCUCAGACAACAUAUUCACGCCCUAGAAAUUUCAUGUCUUCUGUUAGUGAGAAGCUACCUGUCGUUAGAAUUACUUUUCUUACUUUCUAAAAUACUAUUGUAUAGGGUGUCUCAGAUGACUUAUGAGAACAGAAACUAUAACUGAAGAAAAUGGUGUGUGAAAAAUACAUAUACAAUACCUUUCAUUUCAGAAAAAAAAAGAGAAAUCAUUGUUAGUUCAAGUAGUAUUUUGACAAAAGCAGCACUUUCCGUUCAACUGAUGGUCCUUGAGCAUGAACAGAUUCUCAUGAAUAAAGAGGUACUCAGAGCAAUAUUUAUCUGAAACUGGUGCUGUUUUUAGAGAGUUGGAUAUUUAAAGGAGAAGUACAUGUUAACAAGUUAAAAGAGCAUUUUAAUGGGAAUACUUGGUGGGGCUUUUGUCAGCUAAUAUUGAGCCUACUCUAAUUGACUUCCAUGUGUUGUGCUUAGAAGAGAAUGUAUUUCUUCUGAUGUAUAAAAAUAUAAAGUCACCUUCCCAUUAGUCACUUUGCCAGAUAGUGACUAACACACAGACAGGGCUAAAUCUAGGUGAGACAAUAGCCAUGAAUGAUGCCAGCAGAUCUGUCCCCUUCUUGUAG